CUCAGCUCCUUUCCCUACGCCGGUUACAUCACCAGAUCGCACAAACCUCCGAGGAAGACCGGGACCCCUGCCCGUCGUCGUCCGUUCCAAACCGCUGCCAUGGCGUCCAACUCGACUUGGGGCUCCUCCUCGUCGUCUGAUCAGUGGACGCGGCAGGAGGACAAGAUGUUCGAGCGCGCCCUGGCGGUGUACGACACGGACACCCCAGACCGAUGGCACAACGUGGCGCGCUACAUGGGCGGCACCAGGUCCAUCGAGGAGUUGCGCCGCCGCUACCAGCUGCUCGUCCGGGACGUCGCACAGAUCGAGUCCGACGGCGUGCCGUUCCACUGGUACGCCGCCGCACCGCCGCCGUCGAGACUGCAGCGAGGUUGAAGUAUCUGAGCUAGCUUCAAUGAAGAAAAGGAUUGAACAGCGGCUAUCUGUGCUCCUCGAAGAAAAUUUAUAAAUUAUGCAUGUAAAUGUGCAUGUGUGCGUUGAAUGGAAAAUGGUAAAGCUAGCUAGGAUAUCGAGGUUAAUGUCCGGCCGCUCUGCUGGUCUUUGAUCUCGAUCGUGUACCAAGUUCAGCUUUUGAUCCAUGCAUGGUCUAUGGAGUGAUGAUAUGAAUGUUUCAUAUAUGUUC
Messenger RNA from Setaria italica (foxtail millet), 622 nucleotides. RefSeq names its product protein RADIALIS-like 3. The transcript has 2 exons. Gene Ontology annotation, molecular function: DNA-binding transcription factor activity. The coding region runs from base 100 to 375 and encodes 91 amino acids. NCBI's taxonomy places the organism in Eukaryota, Viridiplantae, Streptophyta, Magnoliopsida, Poales, Poaceae. The record is from RefSeq and is a predicted model, not a curated record.